Vigna angularis (adzuki bean) is the source of this 782-nucleotide messenger RNA. RefSeq names its product WUSCHEL-related homeobox 5. NCBI's taxonomy places the organism in Eukaryota, Viridiplantae, Streptophyta, Magnoliopsida, Fabales, Fabaceae. Gene Ontology annotation, molecular function: DNA binding; DNA-binding transcription factor activity. The record is from RefSeq and is a predicted model, not a curated record. The coding region runs from base 135 to 671 and encodes 178 amino acids. Gene Ontology annotation, biological process: plant organ development. The transcript has 2 exons.
UUUUGGCACUAGAUUAUUGAGUGAUGGUAUUAUAAAUGCACACGGACUGAGAUCUUUAUGGUUCAGAAGCUCAGAGGUAAAGUUUUCUGUUCAGAGGCACAGAAUCUCUGAGAGGCUUCUAGUAGUGAAAUUAUAUGGAAGAGGGCAUGUCAGAUUUUUGUUUUAGAGGUGAAAAUGUUGGUGGUAAUAGAGGUAGUGCCACUGGCACUAAGUGUGGGCGUUGGAAUCCCACAACUGAACAGGCUAAGGUUCUGACUCAACUCUUCAGUUCUGGACUCCGCACUCCAAGCACUGAUCAGAUUCAAAAGAUCUCUAACCAGCUCAGUUUUUAUGGUAAGAUUGAGAGCAAAAAUGUCUUCUAUUGGUUUCAGAACCAUAAGGCUAGGGAAAGACAAAAGCGUCGCAAGGUUGAUAAGGAUGUCAUUCGUAGUGAAAACUCCAUCUCCAUGAACUUUUUCACGCAAACAGAUAUUACGCAGCUUUAUGACGAUUCUGAGCCUGAGAAAGUGACUGAGACUCUUCAACUAUUCCCCCUGAACUCUUUCGGUGAAUCAGAAUCAAAGAAUAUGAAAGUUCAUGCAAGUGACUGCAGGGAUACUACAAUGUUUUCAUUCACAGAGGAGGAACAAAUGAACCAUCCACCAUUAGAUCUUCGCUUGAGUUUUAUGUGAACAUGGGAAUCUUUUUGGGGUGGUGCUUAGAAAAGUGGAGGGUUUUCUUUGAUAAAUUGUUAUUAGGUUUAGCAUAAAGGAAAUGCAUUAUGAAAUGUUAAAAUAUUGUAU